AUGAAGGAAGCCACGGAGGGGAAAUCCACGCGGAUUUAUUUAUUUAGGCAUGACCGCGUUGUCCAAAGUGCCCAUCCGUCAAGGGGCUCGGUGGCAGAGUUGAUGAGUAGCCCUUUGACGAAUCCCCAGGCAAGGCCAUAUGUGCCUCUCAAUGCAACUUGGUUCAACCACCCGUUAUGUCUCCGGGCAUCCAACGUUGUACCCCAGUAUCCCUUAGCUACCUAUGCUGCCUCAGAACCCGGUGUCGGGGCACUGGGAUCGGGUAGUCACAUUGCCGAUGCAUCUGCAUUCCCGUUGGCCUGGUACGAAACCAGGUCCUCAGCGGUGCUUAUUGAUGAGAUCACCGAACAUCGAUCAUCAGGACCCGGGGCUCAAAAGAGUCGCUUGACGGCGAUUCUCUCCGCGUAUCCGAAACUUCUGGGGAUUUGGAAUUCCGUGACCUUGCAAUACCCGCUUUCGGGAUCCGAAAACCCGAAGGCUGUUCGCUGCCAGACUCACAAAUACUCCUUAGCGGAUCGUGCCAUUAUCCUGCGCCCAACAUCUGUUGCUUCUGAACUACACGCCUGCGGGGAAAUCGAAGAUCAGAAGCUGAAUGAGAAAGAGCUUGUUAUUUGUCCAAUGUUCACUGAGGAAGCGGCACAGAACGCAAAAGUGCUGCGCAAUGCAUAG
Messenger RNA from Chaetomium strumarium, 669 nucleotides. RefSeq lists its product as uncharacterized. Lineage: Eukaryota; Fungi; Ascomycota; Sordariomycetes; Sordariales; Chaetomiaceae. The transcript is spliced from 9 exons. The record is from RefSeq and is a predicted model, not a curated record. Bases 1 to 669 code for a protein of 222 amino acids.